ACGCGCCUCUCCGAGAGAGCUCGCGCCACCACACCGGAUCUAAACAGACCCCGGGACAAAUAUGUCCGCCAUGGCGACCAUCCAGCUGGCCGGCGCCCCCCUCGUCGCCCGCCGCGGCUCCGCCAAGAAGGCCUCCAAGGCUAACCGAAGGGCGAUGCGAUGCAACGCUGCCACCGCCGCGGAGGUCGAGGGGAAGGUCAUCAGCUACCCCUUCGUCAAGCUCGUCGGUCAGGAGGAGCUCAAGCUCGCGCUCAUUCUCAACGUCAUCGAUUCCCGCAUCGGUGGCUGCCUCAUCAUGGGCGACCGCGGCACUGGCAAGUCCGUCGCCGUUCGCGCCCUCUCCGAUCUCCUCCCCGAGAUCGACGUCGUCGAGGGCGACGCCUUCAACUCGUCCCCGACGGAUCCCCAGCUCAUGGGCCCCGAGGCGCUGGAGGCGUUCAAGGCCGGCCUUGAGCUCACCUGGGCUAAGAUGAAGGUUCCCAUGGUGGAGGUUCCCCUCGGCACCACCGAGGACAGGAUCUGCGGUACCAUCGACAUCGAGAAGGCGCUGGCGGAGGGCGUCAAGGCGUAUGACGCCGGCCUCCUGGCUCGCGCCAACCGCGGCUUGCUCUACAUCGACGAGGUGAACCUUCUGGACGACUCGCUCGUGGACGUGGUGCUGGACUCCGCCGCGGGCGGGUGGAACACCGUCGAGCGCGAGGGUAUCUCCAUCACCCACCCGGCUAAGUUUAUCAUGAUUGGAUCGGGCAACCCGGAGGAGGGCGAGCUCCGCCCCCAGCUUCUGGACCGCUUCGGCAUGGCGUGCAACAUCGCCACCAUCUUCGAUCAGAAGCAGAGGAUCGAGCUGGUGAAGAACCGCAUGGCGUACGAGGCGGACCCGGAGGCGUUCGCCGCGUCGUGCAAGGCUGAGACGGACGAGCUCAAGGCUAAGAUUUCCGCGGCGCAGAAGAUCCUCCCCAACGUCACGAUGGACCGGGACCUGGCGCUCAAGAUCUCCGGCGUGUGCGCGCUCGUGGACGUCGACGGACUCCGCGGCGAUAUCGUCGUGACCCGCGCGGCGAAGGCGCUCGUGGCGUACGAGGGACGCGAUGUGGUGACCGAGGACGACAUCAAGCGCGUCAUCGGCCCGUGCCUCAGCCACCGCCUUCGCAAGGAUCCUCUGGACACCAUGGACGGAUCCUUCAAGGUCAUGCUGGGCUUCAACAAGGUGUUCAACGGCUCCGCGCUCAAGGACUUCAGCGCCGCCAUGGAAGAGGGCGUGAAGGACCCCGAGGAGGAGCAGCGCAAGGAGGAGGAGGCCAAGGCAAAGGAAGAGGCUGCCGCGGCGCCGAAGAAGGCUGGAGCUUGGGGCGGACUUCCCGGGUUUGGCCGCUAAAAACUGGGGGUUUUGGACUUGUCUCAAUAUUACUUGUACCCUGGUAAUGAUC
Molecule: messenger RNA, 1427 nt
Organism: Micromonas commoda
Lineage: Eukaryota; Viridiplantae; Chlorophyta; Mamiellophyceae; Mamiellales; Mamiellaceae
Gene: CHLL2
Product: magnesium-chelatase subunit chli-like protein chloroplast precursor
Exons: 2
Coding region: 62-1375 (437 amino acids)
Biological process (GO): chlorophyll biosynthetic process
Cellular component (GO): chloroplast stroma
Molecular function (GO): ATP hydrolysis activity; ATP binding; magnesium chelatase activity
Source: RefSeq, a predicted model, not a curated record